UGUCGGCUUGAGGCUCUCUGAUUGGCUAUCUCACAGCAUGCCCAGGUGCUGACAAGAGGAUGGAAUCAGCAGCUGGAUCUCACUGCGUUGCAUGACAGAGACACGGAGAACGAGGUGCGCCUUGCUAUCUUUCCAGUUUUAUGCCACCCAGAUAUUUUUUAAGUUGGCAGGAGAAUUAACAACACAAGGAGAACAAAUAUAUGUAAAUUCUCACCUCAGCGGGUCUGCGCCCUCUCAGUUUAAUUCAAACCUCGUGACUCCUCAACGGUUCAUGCUGCAACCGCUGCGUAGGGAAAAUAACCUGAAGGCAAGGCAGUCAAAGUAUCUGAGAGACAUAUCUGAAGGAAGUUUACCGUUGUGCGCUUAUCUGAACGCAUCCUCCCACGUUGUGUGUCUGGGAGAGCGCUCUAUUUGGAGUCUGUAGCUGGCGGUCAUCCGGCGCCCAUUGAUCUCGUGGUUGUCCCUGCCCCGGCCUCCCGAGUGCCCCCCUGCAGCAGUACUCCGUGGCGUUGGCAAGGCCAGGAGAGAUGGGGCGCAAGCUGGACCUGUCGGGCUUGACGGACGAUGAGGCAGAGCACGUGCUGAAGGUGGUGCAGAGGGAUAUGAAGCUGAGGAAGAAGGAGGAGGACAGGCUCAGUGAGAUGAAGCAGGAGCUGGCGGAGGAAGGCAGCAGAUGCUCCGUCCUCUCCAAGCAGCACCGCUUCAACGAGCGCUGCUGCAUCCGCUGCUGCUCUCCCUUCACCUUCCUGGUCAACCCCAAGCGCCCGUGUCUGGACUGCCAGUACAACGUCUGCAAGUCCUGCCGCACCUACAGCAAGCAAGAGAAAGCCUGGCUCUGCGCCGCCUGCCAGAAGACCAGGAUAUUGAGGACCCAGUCUCUGGAAUGGUACUAUAACAACUUGAAGAGCCGCUUCAAGAGGUUCGGCAGUGCCAAGGUUCUGAAGACGCUCUACAGGAAUCACAUAGUGGAGAGAGGAGGCAACUCAGAUCUACCAGAAAGCAGUGUUCACGACGGAAGCAAUGGCAAUGAUGGCAGCGUGUGUGGCAGUGACUCCACCUUCUACAGGCAGAGUGAAGGACACAGCAUGGCAGAGACCCUCACUGUUGCCCUGCGUGUUGCUGAGGAAGCCAUAGAGGAAGCCAUCGCCAAGGCAGAGGAGUUUACUGACAGCUUGGAGAAGCAGAAUGAGGCUCGCUACCUACGGGACCACAAAGAGGAGCUUAUAGAGGAACUUGCCACAACCAUCGUACAAAAAGUAAGUUUAGAGUCUGGUGUGGAGUUUUCGGUCACAUCUAACAUUGCCCUCUCUCUCUCUCUUUCUCUCUCGCUCUUGCUCCGCUCCUCUCUUUUUCUCUGCCAGAUAAUCCAGAGGAGGAAGCGUUCAGAGAUGCAGACAGAGUAUGACUUGGUUUGGCCCCAGAGCCAGGGCCAGCCCCAGGGCAGUGAGAUGUCCUCUCCCAGCCAGCCCCCUCACAGCACCCUGGCCCAGGCCAACCAGGCCCACCUCAAGAGUUCCUACUCCCUCUGGAGGUCGCGGUCUGCGUUCUCCCUGACCAGUGACGAUUCUCCAGAGAAGAACACCGAGGCACUAGUAGGGGCAGGGGGAGGUGAAGGGGUACAGGACUACGCCUCUCUGAAGAAGGAGACCGCCAGGGCCUCCUCACUGCCCAGCUGGAAGAGUGUGGACCGCCUGGACAACUCCAGUGCGUCCUCGGUGCUGCAGAGCCCUGACGGUAACUGGAUCGCUCUGCAGAGCUCUCAGCACUCCCGUCCCAGCCUACUGACCAAGAGAAAGUCGCUAGUGUUCAGUGUCCUGGAGAAAGAGUCCGACGUGGUCUCGGCCUACGACGAGAUGGGCCCCGAGUCCGACCAGGAGGACGACAAGGGGGGCUGGGGGGCCGCGCUGCGCCAGUUCCAACGGAAACUCUCCGACGAGACCUACUACACCAACUCCCAGCACGACCCUGAGUGGACGUACACCCCGGUCCCCCUCCCGGUCACCUCGCCCUCCUCGGGCCAGUACACCAACACAGAGACCCUCAACUCUGACUCAGAGUGUUCCUCUGUACCCCCCGCCCGCCCUCGCAAACCUCUCCAGAACAUAAUGAAGAAGACAGGCCCUAACCAGGACCCGUAUCUUCAUCCCCAGCAAGCUCAGUACCACCAUCAUCAGCAUCAACACCAGAACCUCCCUUCGUACUCGCUCCACCCGGAGGCGCUGGAUGUGAACUUUAACCCCAAGGUUACGGGGGACAGUGGGCAAAGCAACCAUGUCAGGAGGUCGCGGAGACGCAGGAAGAGCAAGAAGGAGCUGGCGGGGAACCAGGCCCAAGCACAGACACACACACAGCCCCUUUCUUCGUCAUCUGCACAGGAGAACAGUUUCCUGCUGAACGCCCUGCUAAAGAGUGGCAUGAGUGAGGAGAUGCCAGGGCCUGAUGUGGGGCCCAUGCCCGAGACCUCUUCGGUCAUGACCCCCGAGCCCAAGAACCAGGACACUGUGGCCCCUAACUCUGCGGUCCCCAGCUCCCCUAACUGCAUGGCCCCUGGUCCCCUGUCCCCCAGCAGCUCUGGGCCCGGCUCGGGAGACACACUGGAGCAGGAGCUCUACUCCAAACUGGGCCAGCUGGUUGGACGAGCCAGCAGCAAGGAAGUAGCGAGCUCGUCCGAGGAUGAGCCAAUCAAAAGUCCCGGAAGGAGAGACAGAGAAAGUGACAGACAGAAAGAGAAGCUGAGGCAGAAUGAGAGAGAACGAGAUCCCCAGAGACAGAGUGAGAGACAGAGCAGUAAAAGUAGGGAUAGGACGAAGCGAGAGACGAUUGAGUCAGUGAACGGGCCGGAACUGAAAAAGAGAGAGCGUCUAAGGGAAAGUCAGGAGGAGAUAGUGAAGGAGAGGAGGUUGGACAGAGGAGGAAAGAGUUUGGAAGAGAAAGUAGAUGGCAGGGAAAAUAAGACAGUGGAGAAGAACAGGCAAAGUAAUAGACUACAGAGAAAAGAGGUGGACAGAGAGACCGAAAGAAAGGGGGAACAAGUGGAAGAUCGAAAAGAAAAGACAGGAUCCACGCCCUCCUCGCCUGCAAUUACCCCAUCUAUCCAGGAGGGGGUGCUGUGUGACGGACAGAAGUACUCGGCCGCAUCGCUGUGCAGUAUCACCACAGAGGUACUGAAGGUGCUCAACGCCACAGAGGAACUGAUUGGUGAGGCGGGGGGCGAUAGUGUCACCCCCUCUGAGUGCAUGAGCGCGUCUGAGUCCUUCCUCAGCAACUUAGAGACCAGGAAGCUGGACCAGAAACUCACCAAGAUGGAGGAAAACGUGUACAUGGCUGCGGGGGCGGUGUACGGCCUGGAGGGGGCACUGGGGGACCUGGAGAAGGUGGCCCGAGGCAUCAGCAGUGGCACCUCAGACAGAGACCUGGCCUUCCUGGAGGACCAGGUGGCCACUGCUGCCGCCCAGGUGCAGCAGUCUGAGCUCCAGAUAUCCGACAUCGAGGAGAGGAUAUUAUCUCUAAAAACAGCUGGACUGAAUGUCACCGCCUACAAUCGUUUCUCCAACUUCUCCAAGCCAAAACCUAAGCCUCAAACCCUUGACACAUCACGCCAACAGAGGAGAAAACUACCUGCCCCUCCGGUCAAAGAUAAGGAGUCUGAGCAGCAGGUAACAGCACCUCAUCCGUAGCGACAGACAGAAAGCACAAAGAGUCCCUCAGAGGCCCCGCGGGGUCUCUCCACUCCAGUGCCUUGAUCCAGCGUCUGCCUUGGGCUAUGCAGGGGCCAACACCUGCCCUGUGCACCCCACCCAGCGCUCUCCUCAGCCAGGCACGGCCCCAUCCAGUCACCCCCUGAAUACCUCCAGACCCCUUCCCUGCCUCCCUCAGCCCAGGACUGACUCAUUCAACCUCCCAACCUACUCCAUCAGCCCCCUUGGGCCUCAUUCACUGUAACUACCACACCGCAACGCCCACAACAGGGUGGUUUGAUGGACGACGUGUCUCUGCCUUAAAAUCAGCGAACGAACACUCCUCGCCGAGACAACUCACUGUCCUACUGUCAAAAGAAGACCUAACUUCAAAGUCCUUGUACAGAAAAUAAGAUAACCUCCGUCAGUCAACUGUUUGCAAGGGUGUUGUAGGUGUUUGAAGAUGUGAAAAACCAUGUGAAAACUUCUGUGAUUGAAUGUCCCAAAAAAAGGCUGAGCCAUGUUUUAUACUACUGUUUUUGUUCUUGUUGUUUCUCUCACUGAUGAAUUGCAGAGCACCUACAGAACCUGUUCAAUGUUGUCAUUUUAUUAUUAUUUCUGUGUAAAGACUCAAAAGUAAUCAUUUCCUUGAACUAGCAGAUAACAAUCCUCAUUCACUACGGUCCGGUCUGACGUGUUUUCGAAUUUUGGAUUAGAGGUUCACUUAGAGGUUCACAGAAACAUCUGGCAUCCUCUCCUGUUCCUUUAUUCAUUAUUUACAUUACGGUAACAGCUAAACACACCUCAAUCUUUUGAAGGAGGUGAUUUUGAGAUGAGCUAAUUACUCUAGCGCUCAGUUACCAUAUUUGGAGAAAGAUUGACUAAAUUGCUAGGCCCACACAAUGACAGUUUAUGUAAUAUCUGUUUUGCAAGGCCAAAAUAACCUCCAUCCACAUGUUGUGAGACUUUGGCAUCUGGCUCCAGAGAGACCAAGGCCAAAAUAAUGCAAUGCGAAAAUAUUUAGUUGCAUUAACAAAUAAUGAAACAUUUAUCACACAAAUGGUCUACCUAUUAUAUAAAGUAUAUGUAAAGCAUUUAUGAACCCAAAGAAGCCAACAUUAGAAUAAAUUGACACAUGUUUCUUGACCAAACAAAAACAAUCUCUCUAUGAAAUCUUCACCAUUCUGUAUUUUUUGUUGUUGAAUAUGCUUCAUUCUAUAGCUAGAGGACUCCUGAUAUCUCCAGGAGUGAUAAGCAUCAUUUUUGUCUUAAUUUGUUGUUGUCUAGUACUGUCUUUUGCUAGCUAGGGCCAUCUACUUUAAGUGAUAUCUGUCUUCCCAGUAGCAUACUUGGUGUGUGAACUGCUGCCUGCUCAUAACUUGCAGAUGAUGGUUGACACAUUAACUAGGAUUAAAGGACAGGGCAAUUUGUGCGUGAACUAAUACUCACACUUGAAUUUAUUUUCCUACUAGCACUGACGUUGCUGAUAGCUACUUUAUUGAGGAAAAAUAUAUGUACUAUGACUGAGAUAUUUGGCUGUCCCACCAAGCUAUCUUAAGGUGAAUGCACUAACUGUAAGUCGCUCUGGAUAAGAGCAUCUGCUAAAUGACAAAAAUGUCAAAUGUAUAUUUUGCUUGUUAUUUUUAUGUUUCAUUUGUUUCAGCUUUGUGGCCUUUAUUUGGCAUACAUUUUGAUUUCUCUCCUGUGCUAUAUGGCUCCAAUAAUUAAUUGUACGUUGUGUUAAAUAUCUUGUAAAGAUUUAUACAUCAUGAAGUCUACUGGGCUUUAUGACAAAAUGCCAUGAAAAGCAUGAUUUUAUUUUUGUACUUUUGAAGAUUGUUAUUACGCAGUUCUUUUCACUAAAACAAAGUGGGCGGAAACCAGUCCAGGCUUUAUUCUCCCCCUCUGAAAGGUUUUCUCAUCAGUUAAGUCUGAAGCCGUGUCAUGUUUCCUUCUUCAAAGUGCUUUACAUGUAUGCCUGCAUUAAUUGUCUGAAAAUGUGUGAUUUUAAUGGGGAUGAUGGUAUUCAUAUUCAUGAUAACAUGGGAGAUGCGAUAAAUAACAGUUGAUGCGGUGUCUGGUAUUACUCCAAUGACCGCGGUGAGAGUCUGGAAUGCCAGGCCUGUGUUUUUUAUUAGCGUCUCAGAGUAGGGGUGCUGAUCUAGGAUCAGGCUUUCCCUGUCCAUGUAACCAUAUUCAUUGUGAUCUACAACACAAAAUGGAUCCUAGAUCAGCACUCCUACUCUUGAGAUACUCUUGAGAGGCCCUGGUCAUUAUAUUGAAAAUAUUAGAUAGUAUAUUAAUGUAGAGGAGAUGAAAUACAGUGUUGAGGGAUUCUGUUCCUUAGUAAUUACAGGUAAAAUAGUAUGACGUUUGCUCUGGUUCAGGUUGUUACGUGCAGCUUGACCUUUCGUCACGUGGGGUCCUGUUGUGGCUCAGUUGGUAGAGCAUGACGCUUGCAAUGCUAGUGUUGUGGGUUCAAUUCCCACGGGGGACCAGUAUGAAAAUGCUACUGUAAGUUGCUCUGGACAAGAGCGUCUAGUAAAUGACAAUAAGAAUAAUAUGUAACGCCCUGUACCGGAGCUAGUGACAGGUUAUUCCCAUACCUAUGCACUUCGGUUAUAUUAUAUUUGAACACUGUGCACUGGUAAGUCCUUCCAUCCAUCCUAUGAUCCCAUUUGACAGGUUAUGCAUAUCGCUCCUGAAUGUCAUCGUUGUUCCUGGAUGUGUGUUGUGUAUCAACGCAUGUUUCUGGUUUUAAAUAGAUGUACAAAAUUCGAGAAGCACAGCCAAAGGGGUUCAUUAUUAUCAAUGUCCUGUAUUUUUCUAUUGUAAAAAAAAAUAUUUUAUCUCACCUCCUAAUUUGUUUAUAGAUAUAUAUAUAUAUAUAUAUAUAUAUAUUAUAUAUAUAUAUAUAUAUAUAUAUAUAUAUAUAUAUAUAUAUAUAUAUGGAUUAUAUAUAUAUAUAUCCAUAUAUAUGUAAAAAAAAAUAAAAAAAAUGGAUAUGACAUAUAAAAUAAUUGCCCAAUCAUAAACUUGAUCCUUCUGUGUUGUCUGCGGGAGGCAACCAGCUGUCCCUAUGUUCCUAGGCCGCAGUGAAGUUCACUUUGCACACCUCUGAUGGACUAUUCACUCAUAUGCGCAAUCGUUUGUUGCAAUCCAUAUCAUGUGUCGGGGAAAAAAUAUUAAGAAGCAAAAAAUACAGAUUCUCUAUGUGCCAAAUUGCUCUGAUUUGAGAAAAAGUGUAAUACUAAUUGAAUAAAGUUUGCACCUGAAUGAC
Molecule: messenger RNA, 6957 nt
Organism: Salmo salar (Atlantic salmon)
Lineage: Eukaryota; Metazoa; Chordata; Actinopteri; Salmoniformes; Salmonidae
Source: RefSeq, a predicted model, not a curated record